Molecule: messenger RNA, 480 nt
Organism: Striga asiatica
Lineage: Eukaryota; Viridiplantae; Streptophyta; Magnoliopsida; Lamiales; Orobanchaceae
Source: the annotation of a GenBank genome assembly
AUGCUAAGUACAAUGAGCUUAUGCGGCAUAACUCUGGAUUUGGAUGGAAUUCUUUCUUCACUGCCGAUGAUGAAAUCUGGGAAGACUACUUUAAGAGAAAGUGGGAGCUUGCUAGAUGAUUUCACAUAUGAUCCCUCAAGUGAUGCAUUUAUUCCAUCAAGUACCCAAGAUCCUUUUCCACCAUCUCCCGAGAACUCUUUCGUGCCAACCUCGACUCAACAACAAUACUCGGAGCCCCGUCCACCUCCAAGAAAACGAGCUAAAACUGAUUCUCAAACUAAGGCUACCUCAUUUGAUCCUAAAGAUAUCCAAGACCUCGUAGAAAAGCUUACAUCAAAUGUGGAGAAGUUUACUCGUGCUAUUGAAUCAAUUGACACAAAAGAGUACAACUGUUGGGAUUUGAUUAAGGAGAUUCCAGACUUAACUUCUGAGGAUCGUUUCAAAGCUCUUGAUUUGCUUAAUACCAAAGCAAAAAAGUCA